Monodelphis domestica (gray short-tailed opossum) is the source of this 5854-nucleotide messenger RNA. RefSeq names its product delta like non-canonical Notch ligand 2 (gene DLK2). Gene Ontology annotation, molecular function: calcium ion binding. Lineage: Eukaryota; Metazoa; Chordata; Mammalia; Didelphimorphia; Didelphidae. The record is from RefSeq and is a predicted model, not a curated record.
GGCAGGCGGGCGGCGGCCCCGGGGGAGGGCGGGUUCUGCCGGCACACGCCGCCCCUGGCAAGCGGCCUGAGCGCACCAAGCUGCCGCCGCCGCCGCCGCUCCUCGGUCUGGCCCGGAUCCGGAGAUUCCCGGAGCGCUCGGCAUGGAUGCGGCUUCCCUGGCCGGCCCCUUGGCCCUAUAGGGGGCCGCCCUGCGCAGCCCCGGGCUCUGGCCCGGAUCCCGUCGGAUCCCCCGGCCCCGCUCGCCGCGCUCCGCUUCCCCAGCUAGCCGGGAUCCUGGGCGCACUGCGCCGUCACCCCCGAGGUGUCCGUCUUCGUCCGUCCCUCCUGGGGCCGGCGCUGACCAUGCCCAGCGGCUGCCGCUGUCUCCAGCUUGUGUCCCUGCUGUGGAUCCUGGGGGCAUCCGGACAGCCCACCCAUGCUGAUGACUGUAGUUCCCACUGUGAUCUGGCCCACGGCUGUUGUGAGCCUGACGGCACGUGCAGGUGUGACCCUGGCUGGGAGGGAUUACACUGUGAGCAAUGUGUCAGGAUGCCUGGCUGCCAGCAUGGGACCUGUCACCAACCCUGGCAGUGUAUCUGCAGUAAUGGCUGGGCAGGCAAAUUCUGUGACAAAGAUGAGCAUAUCUGCACCAAGCAGCCACCCUGUCAGAAUGGAGGGAAGUGUGUCUAUGAAGGGGAUGGAGAAUACCACUGUGUGUGCCCACCAGGCUUCCACGGGCACAACUGUGAGCGCAAGACUGGGCCCUGUGAGCACGCUGGAUCUCCUUGCCGGAAUGGUGGGCAGUGCCAAGAUGAUCAAGGCUUCGCAGAGAACUUUACAUGCCGCUGCUUGGCAGGCUUUGUGGGUCCACGCUGUGAGGUCAAUGUGGAUGACUGCCUAAUGAGGCCCUGUGCCAAUGGUGCCACCUGUCAUGACGGCAUCAACCGCUUCUCCUGCCACUGCCCCAAAGGCUUUGCUGGCCGAUUCUGCACUGUCAACCUGGAUGACUGUGCCAGCCGACCGUGCCAGCAUGGUGCCCGCUGCCGGGACCGAGUCCAUGACUUUGAUUGCCUCUGCCCUGAUGGCUUUGGGGGCAAGACAUGUGAGAUUGUUCUCCCAGCCCUGGACCUGCCUACAGAGCCAGACAGUGCCCCUGGACCCACCCCUGCAGCCGUGGUUCCUUUCACAGUACCAGCCCCCUUCAGUGUGGGCGCAGGGCUACUGAGGAUCUCAGUGAAGGAGGUAGUACGGCGACAAGAGGCAGGGAUAGGGGAUUCAAGCCUGAUUGUUUUGUUCAUAUUUGGGGCCAUCACUAUUACUGGGGUCUUUGGCACAGGGCUGGUGAUUUUUUGGGUACGACGCCAUGGCCACUGCCCCACUGGGCCUUGCUGCUGCCCUUAUCACCAGUAUGCCCCACCCCCUGAGCGACAUGACCAGGAGUGCCAGGUCAGCAUGCUCCCGGCUGGGAUCUCCCCUCCACCUGACUUCCCAUCUGAGCUUGGCAAGACCACGGCAUUGUGAUGAGGGUUGGAGGGGGUCAGAAUGGGGCUCCCUCUCCAUCUCCUUCCUCUUCUCACAUCUCCUCCCCUUCAGAGACCAUUGUGGGUUUCCCCAGCCCCACCCCCUGCCCCCGAGGUGUCUUAGCCUCACACCAGAAAUGCUAUUUUUUUAAAUACACAAAUAUUGUUCAAGAGAAGUUUUAUCAAAUAAAAUUACAAAAAAUGACAGUGAGUGAUAAGUCAUACUCCCAGGGCUCCUGGCCCCAGUGGGGCCAACCUGUAGCCCCAGUCCAAGGGAAGAUAAAUCACAGGUCCAAGUCCUGGCCUAGGAAGAGCUCUCCUCCAAUACCAUCGGCUCACUGAAGAGUAUCCCGUGACACCCAUCUUCCUGUGCUUCCUGGGCUUCUGUGCCAGGGCUGCUUGGGGAAUAUGAGAAGGACCUGGUGCCUCCUGGGGCCGGGUGGCCUUGCAGAUGAAGGGGAGAGUAAACAGCUGUUCAUCACCUGAGAGUAAAAGCCCCAAACCAUCCCAAAAGGAGAGGAAGGUGACUACUGAGGAAGACAGAAGACAUCAUUCCAGAAGAGGCAAGGUCACUGCUGGCUGUUUUGUAGCAGCUGCUGGAACAGUGAGUAGGGCCGACUUCGAAGGGCAGCUGGCGUGUCCAUUUCAGCCACCCUUCCUGCCUGUAGCACCAGCACCCGAUCUGAAUUCAAGAUUGUGUUGAGCCUAUAAGGCAGGUGAAGGUGGGCACAGGGUGACUUUGGGAAUGGGUGAUCUUUUACUGUCUCAUUCCACAAUACUCUCAGGCAUCAGAUUUCACCCACCCACACCAACUGAAUGGCAAGUUUCCAUUGUUGAGGUAAAUGGGAAGAGGAGGAGAAGGUUGCUUAGUGACUCAGUUUCUCCCAGGGCAAGACAGUUCCCACCUUUGGUGCUUCACCAGUAUCUGACAGGAAAGGGACAGGAGCCCAAGAGGAGAUAAAGAUAGUUCUCCUUGCUAACUUCUGGGCAGUCCUCCAGAGGAAGGAAGGAAUAUUGUAAUAUCCCCCCUCAAAGGAACCUUCGACAUUAUUGUCAUUUCUUUUCUUUCCCCAUCACACUUAAGAGGAUUUCCCUAGACACCUCUAUUACACAUCCAUACCUAUGUGCAAUGGUCAGAACAGUCUUGUUAGCAAAUCGGUUACAAAUUGUUUGUUGGAGCAACUGGUCUGUCUUCUGGUCCACACUGGCUGUGGCCUCAUCAAUGCACAGGAUCUGGGAGAGGGGGAGAUGGGCUUGUGUUUACCCUGGAUCCUGACCUAGUAGCCUCCCACCCCACCUUUAGCCUCCUUGUCUCAGCUCUGCACUGGAGGGCUGAGGUCUAGAGAAACAAACCCUCUCAUAGUCUUCCUGAUAAUCCAAGAGGGUUCUGCCAUCACUCUUUCAAAGGCCACCCUUCUGCCCCUCUCAAAACCCAUUCCUUACCUUGGCAUCUGUAAGGAGAGCUCUGGCCAAACACAGUAGCUGCCUCUGCCCUAGCGAUAAGCGCCUGCCCCCUUCACCCAGCUCACCAUCCAAGCCACCUGUUGGGCACAAACAUUUUCACCCAAGAGGUCUGCCCUUCUCCCAGACACUACCCCCUCCCUCCUGACUUCAUAAGAUCUCCCUUACCUCCAGGAAGAGGCCUAUCCUUGGUCAGGUUCUCUCACCACCCAGCACUCACCCAGGGGAGUGAUCACUUCACUCAGGUGGCACUCUUCCAAUGCCUGCCACAGCUUCUCAUCCUCAUGGUGACCCAGAGGGUCCAGGUUUUCUCGUACUGUGCCACUGAACAGAAAGGGCUCCUGAGGGAUGAUGGCCAGCUGAGACCUGGAUGGCAGAGAAGGAAGCAAAUGGUAUGAUCUGAUCCAGUCUCAGGGACCCCAGGUACCUUCUAGUUGGCCCAAAAGUCCAUUCCCUCCAUGAGAGCUUGAAGCUCUUUAAUUCCUACCUAUGAAUCAAUCGAUCAAUGGGUAUUUACUGGGAGACAACAUAGUGUAGUGGAAGAAUCCUGGAUUUGGAGUCACAGACUUGGUGCUUUUUAAAAAAACCCUUAUCUUCUGUCUUAGAAGCAAUAGUAUGUAUUGUGUGUAUGUAUAAGCUUAGAUGAGGCCUUGAAGAGGAUCAACUGGCUAGAAGGGAGAAAGGGAGGCAUUCUGAAGUAGAGGGACCAACAAGAACCAAGAGAGAGUCCACAAUGAGCAUGGCAAGGCUCUCAGAAGGUUGAGACUGGCCUGAGUCAAGGAAAGGGAAGAAAUAGAAAAUAAAUGGCUAAGUGGGGUUUGGGUCAGCCUUGAAAACCAAGCCUGGGAGUAUUGAUUUGAUAGAGACAUCAAUCUCUAGCACUAAGCAUAAUGCCUGGCAAAUAAGAGAUUUAAAACAUGCUAAUUGAUUGACUAAUUAUCUUUUUUUAAAACCCAUACUUUCUGUUUUAGAAUUGAUACUAAGAAUCAGUUCCAAGGCAGAAGAGCCAUAUGGGUUAGGAAAUGGGGGUUAAGUGACUUGCCCAGAAUUAUACAGUUGAGACAUAUAUGAGGCCAGGUUUGAACCCUGGACCUCUGGUCUCCAGGUCUGACUAUCCAUUUGAGCUACCUAGAUGCCCUCUAAUUAUAUCUCUUUGUCCAGAUGUUCUUCCGUAUUUUUUAACUUCUAUUCCCCUCACAACACCAAUCAGCCUUUCUUAUUUCCCAGCUUCAUCAAAGUGCCCUACUCCCAUUCUUCUCUGUCUUCCAAGCCCCAUCCCAGGCCUCUAAGCUGAUUCUGUAGUCCCAGGGGCCAGAGCACUCUCCCUCCCUUCUGCCAUGGCAGCCUCAACCCCAACUUCACCUGAGAUCUGACAAGCCCAGCAAGCUGGUGUCCACACCGUCUAGGAGUAUAUGUCCAGCACUGGGCUCCACCAGUCGGAACAGUACCAACAGCAGAGAAGACUUUCCAGAACCUGUCCGGCCCACAAUGCCUAUCUUCUCCCCAGGCAGCACGCUGAAGGUGACCCCAUCCAAGGCAUUGGGCAGCCCUGGGCGGUAAGCCAAUACCACAUCCUGGAACUCCACGUGCCCCUGUGACAGCCAGCCCACUCCUACCUGUGGUCACCACAGGGAAAGAAGAAAGAAGGGAAAGAGUGAAGAGAUGUGGGCAAGAGUGGUAUAGAGUUGAAAUAAUAAAGCAAAAAUGAAGAGAGAUGAGAGAGGGAUAAUGAGAAAGGAGAGAUGAUGGGGAGAGAGGGAGAAUCUAUGGGAAAGGAUGGCAAAGAGACAUGGUUAGAGAAUGAAGAGGUGUGAAAACAUGAUGUAGGUGGGGAUGGAAAUGAAGACAGAAGGGACAGUAGGAAAGGAGUGAUAAGAAAUGAGGAAGGACAGUAAGAGAUGGCAAGGAGGGAGAGAAGAUGGGAUGGGGAUGAUAGAGAUGGUAAAGAGAAAUGAAGAUGGUAAGAACUGGGAAGAGAGUGAGAGAAACUGAAGAGAAGGGCAGGAUGGGAAGGAGAUGAGGAAAGAUGAGGAGAGAACUGGGGAGAGAAAUGAGUAAAGAUAAGUAAAUGGGGGAAAAAUGGUUGUGGGAAGAUGAGGAGAAAAAUUAUAAGGAAAAUAGUGGGGAAUUAAGAUGAGGUAAAAAAAAAACAGUAGCUUAGCCAGUGCCCUCACAUAACACCCGUGGUACCACCCCACAGGGUUAAACCAAUUUCUAGUUUUCCUUAUUUUUCUCUGGCUCUGUGUCCUGCUCCAUAGUGAGGAGGUUGUCUAGAACUGAACUGGAAGAAAAAAAAAGUUGUGGUUUAUGCUCCAGGGUAGGGCGAAAGGAAGAGGAGCCCAAGCCCCCAUACCUGUAUUUGCUGGUCCUGAGGUUCACUGGGCAGAUCACAAGAAUACUCCUCCAGGCGCUCUACACUCACCAUCAUGGCUUCUGUCUGUGUGAAGCUGCUCACCAGGCCUGAGAGAAGGCCUGUCAAGGAUAAGGCAUAAGACAGUGCCAGGCCUACCAGUCCUAAGAAAGAAAAGGAUUCAGUUGGAGGUCGCUGGCCAAUUGUGGGUCUGGGGCUGACCUGCCUGCUGCUGUUGCUGCCACCCUUAGGCUCCCUACUGAAGGAAGCUGCACAGCAGGGGUGGUAUGUUUGUAUGUACUGGACUUUAAGUUUCUUUUUUUAAUAAUAUUUUAUUUUUCCACUUAAUCACAUGAAAAAAUUUUUAAACAUUUUUAAAAAGUUUGAGCCAAAUUCUCAACCCUCCUUCCUUCACCCCCUCCCUGAGAUGGCAAACAAAUCUGAUAUAGAUUUUAUAUGUGUAAUAGUGUAAAACAUCUUUCCACAUUAGUCAUUUUGUGAAAGACAACUCAAACAAACAAAAGUAAAGAAAUAAAGUGAAA